CCGCCCCCCGGUGGCACUUGAGCCGGUGACUGUAGCAGGACGCGCAGCAACAACCUCAGUCUCCGGGACUCCAGCACCGAGCUGCGGCCAUGAGUCUGGCGGCUGCCGCACAGUCCUGAGUGGGCAGCAUGGAGGAGAAUGCCAAUGUGCCGGGGACGGGCACCGACAGCCUCCCGGCCCUGACACAGCCCAUCAAGCGCCAUGCCAUUACCGAUGACUACAAGGUGUCCAAGCAGGUGCUGGGCCUGGGCAUCAACGGCAAAGUGCUGGAGUGUUACCGCAGGGACAGCGGGCAGAAGUGUGCGCUGAAGAUUCUCAGCGACAGCCCCAAAUCUCGGCGAGAGGUGGAGUACCACACCAGAGCCUCCGGGGGGCCCCACAUCGUGCCUGUGCUGGACGUGUACGAGAACAUACACAGAGGGAAGCGAUGCCUGCUCAUCGUCAUGGAAUGCAUGCAGGGCGGGGAGCUGUUCACUCGCAUCCAGCAGCGGGGAGACCAGGCCUUCACUGAGCGAGAGGCCUCGGAGAUCAUGCGUGACAUAGGAAUGGCCAUACAGCACUUACAUGGGCUGAACAUCGCUCACAGGGAUGUAAAGCCGGAGAAUCUCCUCUACACGACCAAGGACAGCAACGCGCAGCUUAAGAUCACAGAUUUCGGCUUCUCCAAGGAGACGACCAUUCAGAACGCUCUGCAGACUCCGUGUUAUACUCCGUACUAUGUUGCUCCUGAGGUUCUGGGUCCAGAGAAGUACGACAAAUCCUGUGAUAUGUGGUCACUUGGGGUCAUCAUGUAUAUCCUGCUCUGUGGUUAUCCCCCCUUUUAUUCCAACACCGGCCAGGCCAUCUCUCCCGGGAUGAAGAAGAGAAUCCGGAUGGGCCAGUACGAGUUCCCCGCACCGGAGUGGAACGAUGUGUCAGAGGAAGCGAAACAGAUAAUCCGCCACCUGCUGAUGACUGACCCCACAGAGAGGAUGACCAUCGCUCAGUUUAUGAAUCACCUGUGGAUAAAUCAAUCUAUGGUGGUUCCCCAGACCCCACUGCACACAGCUCGUGUCCUACAGGAAGACAAAGAGCACUGGGAUGAGGUUAAGGAGGAGAUGACCAGUGCUCUGGCCACCAUGAGAGUCGACUAUGACCAAGUGAAGAUAAAAGAUCUCAACUCGUCCACUAAUAAAUUGCUGAACAAGAGGCGCAAGAAGCAAACCGAUGGAUCUGCGGCUCCUGCUAGCUGCAACAACCAAUAGGACUGUGCGCAAAUCGUGGCGACCAGUGGUGGAGAACGUGACUGCGCACACCUCCGAUGGUCGGAGUCUUUGUGUGGCUUUUAGAUAUUUUUAUGGUCUUUUGUUUAAUUGUAGUAUAUUUUAAACACUCCACUGUUGGGACAGCGUACCCUGUGUGUACAUACAUAUAAAUAUUUAUGGAACCGAA
Messenger RNA from Pseudophryne corroboree (corroboree frog), 1431 nucleotides. It is a transcript of the gene MAPKAPK3, whose product is annotated as MAPK activated protein kinase 3. Gene Ontology annotation, biological process: response to cytokine; peptidyl-serine phosphorylation; toll-like receptor signaling pathway. Bases 129 to 1244 code for a protein of 371 amino acids. Gene Ontology annotation, molecular function: mitogen-activated protein kinase binding; calcium/calmodulin-dependent protein kinase activity; calcium-dependent protein serine/threonine kinase activity. The record is from RefSeq and is a predicted model, not a curated record. The transcript is spliced from 10 exons. Gene Ontology annotation, cellular component: nucleus; cytoplasm. NCBI's taxonomy places the organism in Eukaryota, Metazoa, Chordata, Amphibia, Anura, Myobatrachidae.